AUUCAUUAUGGCAUGGUUGAAUUAAUGCCGAAGUGGAUGUAAAUAGAGAGAUCAAGAAACCAUUCUUUUUUUCAAAUUACUACUUACAAUGGAUACAUAUGGACUUCUUUUUCAGGUUUUUACUUUUGGAUUUAUCCUAUUUGAGGAAUUUACACACGCGGAGGUACCUACAAAUGUAUGCAAUUUUACACUUUACGGGUACAAAUUAGCCGACUCAGAAAGUUCCUGUCACUACUAUUUCUGCAAUGGGUUUGGGGAAGAAUGGCAACGAAGAAAAUGCAAAUAUUCAGGAGCAGUGCCAAAGUACUACAGAAGGCGUUAUCGAUUUUUGGAAACUCGUAUUAAUUUAUGUAGGACAUACAGUAAAGAAUGUACAGAGAAAGUCGAGGACCUAAAAAAAAUCACGACACAAAAAAUAGUGCCACCGACAACUCCACCAUGUAUACCACUAGGAGGAAAAUGUACUUACGGCACAAAGUGUUGCCCGUCUUCAGAAAUCGAUGUAGAUAUAAUUUGUAAUUAUGACGAAGGCAUCUGUGAGGAAAGGUGUAGAGAGGAAGGGGAAUCUUGCUCUGGAAGCGGGGACUGUUGUCCAGGAGGAAAUUUAAUAUGUGAUGGUGGCACAUGUAAACCAAUCGAUUGUGAGUAUCCCAUGGCACCAGAUCAUGGAUCAAUAGAGACCAGAAGUACCCCGGCCAACGAUGUUGGAAGACUGCGCGUAGGAGGAAUUGUCCAUUUCGACUGUGAUCCUUGCUAUGAAAUAGUACCCGAUGACGAAGGUAAUGUUGACGACAAUUUGCGCUGUCAGCCUGAUGGGACAUGGGAUGGUCCCGAGCCAACCUGUAGAGAAAAGGAGUGCACUACUCUUCCUGCACCUCAGGAUGGAUCACGCGACCCACCCAACGGGCCAGAUAAAUGCGGCGACACGGUUACAGUGGAUUGUGACGAUGGCUUUAAACCUUCGGGUACUUUGGUGAGAGAGGUAACUUGUAUUGACUCUGGAAGAGGUGCUAGAUGGGAUAAAACUCCAAUGACAUGCAAUCCGAACUGUGAAUAUCCAACCGCGCCGGAAAAUGGAUUCAUAGUUGCUGGAACAAGUGCAGGACCAAAUAGCCAAGGCCGACUAGAUGUUGGGGGAACAGUUAGAUUUGACUGUGACCCAUGUUAUACAUUGACACCUGAUGGUAGUGGAAGAGUUGACAAUGACUUGACAUGCCAGUCCGAUGGAACAUGGGACGAUGAUAUACCUACUUGCACAGAACUACAAUGUGACGUCAUCGAAGCCCCAGCGAAUGGCAAAAGAACCCCAAGUAAUGGCCCUGACAAGUGUGGAGAAACGGUGACAUUUGAGUGUGACGAAGGCUUUGAACCAGCGGGGACAAAAGUGGACACUGUAAAUUGUGUGCAGGAUGGUAACAGUGCAGACUGGGAUGAAGAACCAAUGACAUGCGAGGGAGGAACAUGUGUGAGUCUGAGAGGAGAGUGUCAAGAAGGAGUAAGGGGCAAGGAAUGCUGUGCUGAAGAAAUCCUAACGUGCUCUUUGGAAAAAGUUUGUUGUCGUGAUAGAUCCGGAGAUUGCCGGAAUGAUGGUGACUGCUGUAGAGGUCUGACAUGUAGUUCACUUGGGACAUGUGAACCGCCAAUUUCUAUCAAGUGUGUAGAUCCACAGGAUAUCAUGUUUGCUGUUGACACAUCUUGUUCCAUAGCCGAAGCCGACAAAGAUCGAAUCCGGACUUUCAUGACAGAGAUGGCACGGGCAUUUGAGUUGAGUAAUGCACCUGAUAAUGGUAUCCAAAUGGGUGCUGUUACAUUUAAUGAUAAUUACCAACAUGUUGCGUACUUAAAAGACGCAAAAGAUCCAGAGAGACUUAUUAAAAGAAUUGAAACGAUGAGCCUUGUUGAAGAAGGCUGUCGUACUCAUACAUUUGCAGCCUUGAAAGCCAUGGAGGACAUAUACUUUACACCUGCCCAAGGGAAAAGAGCAGGGGUAGUUUCUAAGCUUAUAUUGUUAUCAGAUGGUGUUACGAAACCUAGUAAUAAACAAAAGAAUACGUUUCAAAAUGCUGAUUCACUCCGCGAGUUGGGAGUCGAAAUCAUUGUUGUCGGUUUACCUCAAGGCUGUGAUGCGAAAGCCAAAAACUGUGAACCAAAGGUUAUAGGAGAAGAGGAAUGGAUGGGUAUAUCAGGAGCCGAUGAAGAUCCAAACCUGUUGUUCAAUGUACUUAACACAGACUUUACAAAACUUCGGGAGACAAUACAAAAUAUCGGUGUAUCGAUUUGUGGAGAAGGCAGUGUAACAAUAAAUUAAUUGGAGAAAUAAAGCAACCUUUAUUCAUCAA
Molecule: messenger RNA, 2339 nt
Organism: Owenia fusiformis
Lineage: Eukaryota; Metazoa; Annelida; Polychaeta; Sabellida; Oweniidae
Source: the annotation of a GenBank genome assembly